Molecule: messenger RNA, 3405 nt
Organism: Mastomys coucha (southern multimammate mouse)
Lineage: Eukaryota; Metazoa; Chordata; Mammalia; Rodentia; Muridae
Gene: Ccdc117
Product: coiled-coil domain containing 117
Exons: 5
Coding region: 170-1003 (277 amino acids)
Source: RefSeq, a predicted model, not a curated record
CCGACGUGUCGCUGGGCGGUCCGGAGUGGAGGGUUCUAGAAGGCGUGAGGUUGGGGGGGGUCUGAGAAGGCUCAGAGGCGGGUUCUAGUGGGUAGUGGUGGCGGCGGCCACUGCGGAGUCUGGGAACACGAACGACUGGAGUCGCGGACGCAGCCUCGUCUGGAAAGCCAUGGCAGCCCUCGGCCGGCCCUUCAGCGGCCUCCCUCUGAGCGGCAGCGCGGACUUCCUGCAGCCGCCGCCGGCCUUCGCCGGCCGGGCCUUCCCGCCAGGAGCCGCCGGCCAUGACCUGGUCCCGCGGCCCGGUGUCCGCGGCGCUCCGAGCAGCCCGGGCGGGAGAACAGCGCGCGAACGUGUUUCCAUUCACUGUAGAAAGAAACACAAGCGAUUGGCGGAAGAUGAUGAGUGUCCCAUAAGAAAGAAGCGACUGACUGAAGCUGAACUCGGUGCAGGUGCUGUUGAGUGGGUUCUCGGCACACGUCAGGGUAUAGAAGGUCAUGGGGUAAACACGUGUCCUAGUGGCCUUUCUGGGCCCAGCAUGCUAGAUGCUGUCUGUGAAGAAAUGGAUCAGACAACUGGAGAACCACAGUGUGAAGUUGCCCGAAGGAGGCUUCAAGAGAUUGAGGACAGGAUAAUUGACGAAGAUGAAGAGGUUGAAAGUGACAGAAAUGUUAGCCACCUCCCAAGUCUUGUCCUUUCUGACACCAUGAAAACGGGUCUGAAGAGGGACUUUGAUGAAGUCUUCACAAAAAAGAUGAUUGAGUCUAUGAGCCGUCCUUCUAUGGAGCUUGUGCUCUGGAAACCUCUCCCUGAACUCCUUUCUGAGAAGCCAAAGCCAUCUUCUAACCCUAAGAACUACAUGGGAGAGAGCCAAACAGAGCCCGCAGCUACAGGCACUGCCUUCCCACAGAGAACUGAACUGUUGCUGGAACCUCCGUGCACAGACACGCCGCUUUACCAUAGUCUGGAGACAGCUGCCAGCACAGAGGAAGAGAUGGAGCUCUAGACCCCAGUUUCUGCUCCAACUUGACAAGUUGUAGAAGGCUCCUGUGUUUAGUCAUGAGCCUGCCUGCAUAGUAUAGGGGCCUGAAAGUUUUAUGAAACGGGUGUAAUAUCUCCUCCGCCUGUGACUUGGGUGGGACUGUCAUUGUGGGUAGCCAUUUAUUGAAUUCAACUUUUUGCCAAGGAAGCUUAUCUCAAGGGAAAUGCAGUUUUUUAGUAGGCUUAUCCAAGAAAUGUUACAGUCUCUUUAAAGACAGCUAUAGAUGCUGGAUGUGUUACGGUGACUUCAGUCAUCUGCCACAUUGUUGAAGCCAUUCAUUCUUGAGAUGAUUCUACACAGGAAUGCUCCUAAUUGCCACUGCACCCUGAUUGCUGAGUCAUGUAUUGAGCUACUUGUAGUGGUCACUGUACAUAUAGGGCUCAGGAGGGAAGAGAGCAGGACUUUGAGUCUCUUGUGAAGGAAUUGAACAAGCAAAGAAGCUUGUAUUGAUGUCAGGUUGGUGUAGCCAGAUCUCUCAGAGCUGUAGCCCUUGGUCUCCUUUCAUGACUGAUAAGCUCAGUUGGUCAGUAAUGUUUACACCUCAAUUAACUUAAGUGAUUGAUUUUAAAGAGUGUGAAGUAAAUUGCCUGUGAGAGAAGUGUCUUUUCAUGAAUCCUAAGGACAUGCUGUGUCAGCUAAACCUACCAUUGAUUGCUUCUAGAGUUUAAAAAGGGAAGGUUGUGCUUGUAUUAGCAAGUUGAGUUUUUUAAUGUUGGUUCCGGAAACAGUGAAUUAGCUGAAAUGAAAUGGACAUGUGUCUUGGGGAUUUAUUGAAAUUGUCUGGUGCUUAAGCUAUUGUGCAGUAAGCCUAAAAGUUAGCAUAAGAUGGCCUCCUACCAGCAGGAAAUCGUUACCCUUUAGUACCCGAACCAGGCUCAAGGUGUUCUUUGGAAAUAACCAGGGUUAAAGUUUUUAAUUUCUCAGGAAGAGCUCUUCAGCGUGGCAGGACAUGUAAUGAAGGCUUUGCAAGUCCUUCAGCGCUGUAGAGCAGUAAGAUAUCCGGUGAGUGGUGGCUCUUUCUACAGCAGAACACCUCCGUUCAGUUUUCAGUUUCUGGGUUUCUUCUCCUUUAUAUAGGGGAAAACAGAAAAGAGGUUUAUGCUGAGUGGAGAUGAAUUUUUAGAAACUUAGCUUCCUGGCAUUUUGCAACCCAUGCUGAAAUCCCUCCUGUGGAUGGCAUAGGAGUCCCACGUCUGUCCUUGGACUGUUUCUCCUCUUGCCUGUUGUUCCUGCUCUCUCUAUUUCUGUCUGGAUGUCAGGAAAAGGUUUAAUGUUUAAUAUUUAAACAAAAUAUUUAUGUCUGCACAAUAAAGUUACUCAACCUUCAAACCAGUAUUGAAACCAGCUACUUGUUUCUUCAUCUCAGACUCAGAGGUGAAUGAAAACUGUCUUCUGUUGAAACGUGCAAGUGUUUGGCUCGUGUCAUUUGAAAAACUCCUGGCUUGCUUAAUGGGACCAACUUGUGAAUCUCUGUGCUAAGAAGUUUUAGAACAGUUUAGAGAUGUGCAGGGACUGCCAAGAGUCUGGAGUUAGCCCAGUGCUAGGGUAGGAAGGAAGUGGCAGCUUUCCAAAGGGCCUAAAACAUCAGGACUGCCUCUGUGAAAGGCCUGAAGUGGCUUUGAUGCAGUUGGUAACCACUUGAAAGCAGAGAUGUCUUAACUUGUCAGGAGUCCUUACCUGACAUGAGCCUGUUUCAGCAGGAAAGUAGAUGUUUCGUGCUCCCUUUUGGACUUUACCUUCUUGCACAUGUUUGUACAAAAAUCACCUUCGUCCUUGUGGUGCUUACAUCCAACUGUCUCCUCAGCCCUGGUGCCUCUGCCUUCUGUUUUCCUUUCUAGCAUAAGACUUUGGCUUUUGCCUUAAGGUUUUCCUAAGGAAUUAACAGGUCUUUUCAUCUUGUAUAGUUUUUACAGUGUGAAUCAAACAUUGGCUCAGUAUGCUAAUGUGAAGGUCAACAAUUAUCUAAAGCAGGUGAGCUCUGAUGAACAAAUGUGUAUUUUCAGUGAGUCUGAGUAGGGUGUGUGUGGGUUUUUUGGUUCUUGGCUUGGGUUUUUGUUGUUCUUGUUCUUAGUAUGAAGAAAUAAUAUGAGAAUCCAGUUCUCAUGAUAAAAAUCACUUAAAAACUGCUCAUUCUCAAAAAGAUAAAACUAAGAUUUAGGAACAAGACAGGCCUUAGAACUGAGGGGAGACUAUUAGCAGGUUAGUCACCACUUUGGAUCUGGAGCCUGGCUUUGUUUAAUAGUGACAAGAAUGCUGCAGUACUAGCAACGUGAUGGAAAAUGUCAGAUUUGCUUUAAAGAUGAGAAUCUGGUGUUUCUGUAUUUUAUUAUUUUCAAUAAAACUCAAUGUUUUGAACUUUUAAAGUA